CGACACGUUCCACAACGGCCAACUUUUUUAAUACCAUGACGUCACAAAACGCGCCGUGACGUCACCACAAAGCGCCAAGAAACAAUGGGUCAAAGCCAAAGUGGGGGCCACGGUCCAGGUGGAGGAAAGAAGGAUGACAAGGAUAAGAAAAAGAAAUACGAACCCCCCAUUCCCACCAGAGUUGGCAAGAAGAAGAAGAAGACAAAAGGACCAGAUGCUGCCAGUAAACUACCCUUGGUCACCCCUCACACUCAAUGCCGCCUGAAGCUACUGAAGCAGGAGCGCAUCAAGGACUACCUCCUGAUGGAGGAGGAGUUUAUCCGAAACCAGGAGCAGAUGAAACCCCUGGAAGAAAAGCAGGAGGAGGAGAGGUCUAAAGUGGAUGACUUGCGAGGCACACCCAUGUCUGUGGGGACGCUGGAAGAGAUCAUUGAUGACAACCACGCUAUUGUGUCCACCUCGGUGGGGUCAGAGCAUUAUGUCAGCAUCUUGUCCUUCGUGGAUAAAGACCUGUUGGAGCCGGGCUGCUCAGUCCUGCUCAACCAUAAGGUGCAUGCCGUUAUCGGCGUGUUGAUGGACGACACGGACCCCUUGGUGACUGUGAUGAAAGUGGAAAAGGCCCCGCAGGAAACCUAUGCUGACAUUGGGGGUCUGGACAAUCAGAUCCAGGAGAUAAAGGAGUCUGUGGAGCUUCCUCUCACACAUCCAGAGUAUUAUGAAGAGAUGGGCAUAAAGCCCCCCAAAGGUGUCAUCCUGUACGGACAACCUGGCACAGGUAAGACGCUGCUGGCCAAAGCCGUAGCCAAUCAGACGUCUGCUACCUUCCUGCGUGUGGUGGGCUCCGAGCUCAUCCAGAAGUACUUGGGGGACGGACCCAAGCUGGUGCGAGAGCUCUUCCGGGUGGCGGAGGAACACGCGCCCUCCAUCGUCUUCAUCGACGAGAUCGACGCCAUCGGGACAAAAAGGUACGACUCCAACUCCGGUGGCGAACGUGAGAUCCAGAGGACCAUGUUGGAGCUCCUCAACCAGCUGGACGGCUUCGACUCUAGGGGUGACGUGAAAGUCAUCAUGGCCACCAAUCGGAUAGAAACUUUGGACCCCGCCCUCAUCAGACCAGGGAGAAUUGAUCGUAAAAUUGAGUUCCCUUUGCCUGACGAGAAGACCAAAAGGAGAAUCUUUCAGAUUCAUACAAGCCGCAUGACAGUAGCUGAUGAUGUCACACUUGAUGACCUCAUUCUGGCCAAGGACGACCUAUCAGGAGCAGACAUUAAGGCCAUCUGCACAGAAGCAGGCCUCAUGGCUUUGCGAGAACGCCGCAUGAAAGUCACCAACGAGGACUUCAAGAAGUCCAAGGAGAACGUCUUGUACAAGAAGCAGGAAGGCACACCCGAGGGUCUUUACCUCUAACCCCAAUAUGUCUUCUCAUGAUACAUCAAAACCAAGAGCUGACUCCUCCCCCUAGAGUCCAUUUCAUAUAUUUUGUCACGUCCGCUUAUCCUUUAUCUUCAGAUCUGUGUUGGAAAUAUGAAUAAGAAUGAUUGAAUAUCUCUAAA
This is a messenger RNA of Entelurus aequoreus (snake pipefish), 1553 nucleotides long. It is a transcript of the gene psmc1b, whose product is annotated as proteasome 26S subunit, ATPase 1b. The transcript has 11 exons. Gene Ontology annotation, biological process: proteasome-mediated ubiquitin-dependent protein catabolic process. The coding region runs from base 85 to 1407 and encodes 440 amino acids. Gene Ontology annotation, cellular component: proteasome regulatory particle, base subcomplex. Gene Ontology annotation, molecular function: ATP hydrolysis activity; ATP binding; proteasome-activating activity. Lineage: Eukaryota; Metazoa; Chordata; Actinopteri; Syngnathiformes; Syngnathidae. The record is from RefSeq and is a predicted model, not a curated record.